GUCGGGCUCAUCGUUUUGGUCUGCGCGCAGCAGCAGGGUAUCCACAACCAGCGGAAGCAGCCGCAUCUGCGUUGGGCCGCGGUCUUCUGCUGCUGAAAGCUGCGACAAGGAGGUUGUAGCAGAUCUUUCAUUACCCGAACAGUGGGAGACAAGGCUGGCAAAUACCAUGACUCUUCGCACUGUGCAGAACACAAUGAAGCACGCCCACCAGCUCUUGCAGCUUCUAACGCACAGAUAUGGCUCUUGCAGCCCCGUCCACAUUUCCUGCUGGGAGGGCUCACUGGAGAAAGUGGCGGCUUCUACUAGCCGGUCCAAAGCGACCGUGGCAAAGCUCCAUUUGCGUCAGCGCGAGCUGACCCCGCUCCACAUCGCUGCUCUCUGUGGUCAUGCCGAUGUUGUGGACUUCCUUCUGGAUCUUGAUGCAGAUCCAAACCUUGCAGGUGUUUACAACUACCGCGCGUUGCACAUUGCCGCAUCUUCCAGCCCUGCGAUUGUGCAGCUUCUGUUGGAUGCAGCUGCAAGCCCCGCAGCCCUGACAGAUGAGGCGGACACCCCGCUUCACUUGGCUUGCGGCUACCAACAGCUGCCGACCAUAGAGCUGCUUCUGGAGGCCACUGCUGACCCAUCAGCUUCCAACAAUUUCGGAGUCACGCCUCUUCACAGUGCAGCAGCAACAGCUGCGCUGGAAGAGUGCGACGUCUGCGAGGCAAGAGCAGUUCUUUUGCUGUGCAGCAGCGGGGCGGACAUCAAUGCGCGCGAUCGGCAGGGCAAGACCCCUGCAGCCGUAGCUCGCAUGGCUGGGGGUGCGCACAGCCUCGUGACCUUCCUGCAGGCUGAGGCUGGAUCGGCGCAACUUGGCUUCCUACUUCCCGGCUCCCCAUCGCAUUCUUCUCAUUCAUCAAGCCAUGAGGCCGCCGCUAUGCGCGUCAAGCGCUGGGCGAGUGAACUGCUGACCAAGGGUGGGCAGAACCGUGACGAGCAGCACAACGAGGAGCAAAGGUCUUCGCAUGCCAAAGAGCUCGAAACGGAGAAUGCCCAGCUGAAGCGGCAAGUGCAGCAGCUGCAGCGUGAUCUGGAAAAUGCCCGGAUGAAUGUGCAGCUGUUGAGAGACUCUCUGGAUCUCCAAGCUUCGAAAGCUUCUCAUCCGAAGGAUGACCGGCUGAGUGACAUGGAGCAGCGCCUAAAACAGGCGUGUGCGCGCUUCCAAGCUUUUGAGCAGGAACGUCAGAGCUGGGAGCAGGAGCGACAAGCUCUGAAGAGACGGAUCGAAGGGCAGGUUGAAAAGUCGGAUGGCGUGUUCGACUUGCAGUCGUUGGGCAGGUUCAACGGCGUGACAGGACCCAUUUUCAUGGGCGUGUGCGGCAAAGUUGUGAACGUCUCCAGCAGUGAGAACAUCACUGUUGGUGAAGGCUAUGGAAGAUUAUGGGCCGGCAAGGAUGCCACCUUCGCCUUGGCUACGCUCUCCCUGAAGCCAGAAGACGCGAAUGUGCUUGACUUCACCUUGGCUCAGUUCACUGAAGACCAGCGCAAAGCUUUAGCUGGCUGGUACAAGCACUUCACUGUAAGAUAUCCUGUCGUUGGCCGUCUGCGCGAGUACGAUGGUUGGGAUUUCGCAGAAAUCGAAAAGCAGGCCGAGAAGGAGACACCGUUUGGUCUGGGAAAGGAGGAGAAAGCUGCUGCAGUCAGCGGUGCCGAUGAACCGGUGUUGCUUAGACCUGGCGAGAAGGUGAAGCUGCAGGGCUUGGCGGAUGACAAGCUAGAUGGCCAAAUUGGCGUGCUCAGAAAGCUGGAUGCUGCCACAGGGAAAUUCGAGGUGGUUCUGGUGGACGAGGACUCAUCUGUGUUGGUCAAGCCCAGCCAGAUCGCCAAAGUGUGCUGCGAGUUUGUGCAUCUUUGUGCAAUGUCGCUGGCAUGGACAAUAAAUGCCAUAGAAGCCGCCACUCUGGCAGUUCUGCUCUUACUUGCCUGCUGCUCCCGUCGACUGACGUGCAUCUUGUGUCUUCUUGGGGCGAUUUUGCUGGGUGGCUUUGAAGCUCUGAGGGGAUCGAACCUGCACUUGAGCCAGCUUACUUAUGAUUCAACCAAAGUUGUUGGCCGCUCUUCCAUGCGAGCGGCCGUGUACACAGUUGGAGAAGAUUUGGGUUGGCGGAUGGCGGACAUCCCGAUUCCACAUCACUCCUCGUUUUCUGCCCUGAUCCAGGUGAAGGCUGUUGCGCUCAACCCUUCAAACUUCAAGCAUCCGAUGAUUACGGCUACUUGGCCUUUCGUGAGGCAUUUACGAGAAGACUGGCCUGUUGGCUACGAUGUGUCUGGUGUGGUUUUGUCGGUUGGAGCGUCGAGCGGCUGCAGCGUGCAAGUAGGCGACAAGGUUUGGGGAAUAUCUAUUGGCGUGGCAGGUGAGUUCGCCGUGCUGCCCUGCUUUCUGACUGUGCCCAUUCCUGGAAAGCUCAGCUUCGAGGAAGCUGCAGGUCUGGGAGUAGCUGGGCUCACCACCCUCAUGGGCUACGAGCGAGCAGGACUUGGCCCCGAUCAGCACGUGCUUGUAGUGGGAGCAUCAGGUGGCUGUGGCCAGUUCGGAGUCAUGUUGGCAGGUGCCAUGGGCGCCAGGGUCAGCGGAAUCUGCGGGGCGCACAAUGUGGACUUCGUCAAGCAGUUGCACACGGGCGUGGAUGCCGUGGUCGAUUACAAGCACCCUUUCCAGAUGGCCAGCCUGAUUUCCAAAGGUAAGCAUUUUGAUGUAAUAUAUGACACAGUCACCAGCAGUGCUCCAGAAGAUCCCAACUAUGAGCCCAUCUUGGGACAACUGCGCAAAACCAAUGGAACUUACCUAGCCAUUGGACCAUGUCCCAAACCAAUGGACCAAUUUCGCGCCUUCUUGGACGGCUUUACGCGGCCUUUCGGACUUAAUCUGCAACGGGAAGGUUAUGACUGGUUUUUUCUAUUGCCAACCAAGAGCAGAAUGCUGAAGUUAAACAGCUUCUUUGAUUCAGGCAAACUGACAGCAGUGCCUGUUGACUCCAAGUACGAUGCCCUGGCUUCUGAUGAUGCGAUAGUGCAGGCAAUGGACAGGCAAAAAAGCAGGAGGGCUGUGGGCAAGAUUCUGCUCACAUUUGGAAGUUGA
Molecule: messenger RNA, 3121 nt
Organism: Symbiodinium pilosum
Lineage: Eukaryota; Dinophyceae; Suessiales; Symbiodiniaceae
Source: the annotation of a GenBank genome assembly